GUUCGAACGCUUGCGUGAUCCUCUGGUUUGGAAGCUUUCGAAAGAGAACGAAAGAGAGAGAGUGACGUGUGUGCUCCUGUUUUACUAAGCUUUUGAGUGGUGAUCGGUGUAAUUAUUCAGAAUGCAGUUGUUUCUAUUGUGUACGCUUAUAGCUGGUGCGACAGCAGCCUACUCCAGCUCGAACUAUCGGGAUGGCAAAGCAACAGGUCUUUAUAAUCACGUAGCGGUCGGAACGGAUUAUGCUGACAAGUUCCCCCAUGGCAACACAGGUUACAACGGCGGCUACACUACGCACUACACUGGUCCGAAUGGGGCUGGAGUGGCGGUUGGGGCCAGCACCGGAAACUUUGGUCCCGGGUUCGGUGGCUUCCCCGGACCCACGGUUGAUUUCAACAGCUUCUUACAGAACAUGCAGGCCAACUUCGCAAACUCGAUGACGCAAUCCUACUCUGGACCGGGAGCGAUGGCAUCCGCCUCAGCAUCACUUCUCGAUCCCGCUUGGUACAGACCAACGCAGCAGCAGAUCAACCUGUACCAGCAGCAGUUCGCCCUGCAGCAGGCGUUGUUCCAGCAACAGCAGGCAGCUUUUAAUGGCGCCUUUGGUGGUGGUUUCGGUGGCUACGGUGCGUCUUCCGGAUUUGGUUCGUUCCCGGUGUACGGACCCAACUUUGCUGGUGGCAGUAAUUACGUGAGCACGGGUUUCCCAACCGGAACCUACGGCUCACCGAAUGUGGCCAGCUCUUCGGCUUCCUUUGGACCAGGAGGAUUCCAUCAGACGGCUUCGAUCUAUCCGGGCAAUCCGGCCGUUCCGAAUGUGGACACGCGCUUUGGUGGAUCAGAUCAGGGCACCAGCUUCCAGAGUGGUAAACCAGGAUUCGUCGGUGUGUCUAGCUUCUCAUCCUCGUCGAACAUCAACGGUCAGACUCACCGCGAGGCAGUCACGUCGGUAAAUGAUAACGGCAAAGUGACGACCCACCGGGUGCACUCGUAAACUGCGUCAUCACCACUUCGCAAGCACACGCUUCGAUCGCACGCGCUAGCGAUCAUCACUGGACUGGCGAAGAAGACGCCAGAGAAGAUGCAGCAAGAACAACAACCCUUCACAAACUCUACAUCGCUCAGCUACUGUGGGAGUGCUGCCUUCAUCGGGAAACCCAACACAAACGGCUGGGUGAAGAAUCCGUCUUCAUCAGGAUCGAAAGAUGGCGAUUUGGUGUGCUUAAAAGCGACGAGAAUGAUCGCAGCGUUCGUCCCUGGGACACUAAACAAGCGUUGCAAAUAAGACGUACUUACUCUAACAACCCUGUACUUGGUAUUUCCGAUGUAUCGAUAAUUUGAUCGUACUGUUAGCAUUAAGCUAUCAACUGUCCUCUCAUCGCUUGGGUGAUCGUGAAUAAAGUAGGAGCGUUCUUGCUCCGAAAUAGGGCA
This is a messenger RNA of Anopheles nili, 1428 nucleotides long. RefSeq lists its product as uncharacterized. The transcript is spliced from 7 exons. Bases 122 to 991 code for a protein of 289 amino acids. The record is from RefSeq and is a predicted model, not a curated record. NCBI's taxonomy places the organism in Eukaryota, Metazoa, Arthropoda, Insecta, Diptera, Culicidae.